CCUCUCUCCCCACCCCGCCCCCCUUCCAUCCCUCGCUUCGCUCUCCCUCUCAAAUCUCCCUCCAAUCUCCCUCAUCUCUUGCGGGCGCUCUCCUUCUCUCUCUCGCACUUAGAGAGACUCAGCUGCCGACCCUCGCUACUUUUUCCCGCCUUCGAUAUUGCCAUCAGCAACUUCCUAACCCUAGCCUUUCUCUUGUCUCAAGAAUCAACUAUUUUUCGCUUAAGAUUUGCAUCACGAGAUGGCAAAUCGUUUACAGCCUGGUCCAGUUGAUAAAUCUGUACUCACGGAUCAGGCGCGCCACAGAUCAACAAUUAUUGAAUCUGGACAGGCUUUGAAACCUAUUAGAUUUGUUGAGCAUGGUCGCAAAUUGAAUAUGUGGAAUGUGGAGCAUGAAGGAGUUCUAGAACUCCUUAAGAGAGCUGGCUUUUAUUACUUAUCCCGCUUAAAGCGGAUACACUUGGAUCAUGCACUACUGAAUGCAUUGAUUGAGAGAUGGCGGAGGGAAACACAGACCUUCCAUCUGCGACAUGGAGAGAUGACUAUAUUAUUGAAAGAUGUGGCUAUACUGACAGGCCUCCUUGUAGAUGGACUUCCAGUCACUGGCAAGACCAGCUAUGACUGGGAGCAGCUUUGCAUGGAAUUAUUAGGUCAAGCCCCUGAUCAGGUAAAGGGUGGAUGUGUCAAAAUUGACUGGCUUUAUCAACAAUUCCAUGCAAUACCAAUUGAUGCAGAGCAAGCUCAGAUUGAGUUUACUGCUCGAGCAUACAUCAUGUAUCAGAUAGGAUGCAGUUUAUUCCCAGACCCUAGUGGGAACCGAGUGCACCUAAAAUAUUUGGCAUUACUUAGAGAUUUUGACAUGUGUGGUCAAAUGGCAUGGGGUGCUGCAGCACUUGCAUAUCUAUAUAGAGAGUUGGGGAAGGCCAGUUUGGUUGGAAAGGCUGAGUGCUGUGGUUUUUUGACACUGCUUCAGAUAUGGGCAUGGGAGCACCUUCAUGUAGGUUGCCCUCUACGCUUAGAGCAUUCACAGGGUGAUGGCAACCUAGAUGACAAACCACUGGGAUCUAGGUGGAAUGUCCCAUUACGAUGCUUUGAGAAUGUUAGAACCUCAGAUAUUAAGUUUUAUCGCAAGGAGCUUGAUACCCAGAUGGAGUCUCAGGUCAUAUGGGAUCCGUAUACACCAGAAUUGAUGGCAAGGGUACCAGCUCAUUGCAUUGCUGGAUCAGAGGUGUGGUGCUCUAGAAUACCUUUGAUCUGUUAUGAGAUUGUGGAGAUGCAUGUUCCAGACCGUGUGUUAAGACAAUUUGGGAUGCUACAACACAUCCCAGAGACUGUGGAGGCUGUGGACCGAUUGACGAGGCAGGGUAGAUCUGAUGAGGAUUGGUCUGUGUAUCAUGAGCAGUAUAUUACGCGAUGGACUGACAGGUUAUCUUCUGUGGUAACAGAACAUGAGUUUGCAGAUCCAGACCCCGUCAAAGUAUUAGAGAGUUACGUGCAAUGGUAUUGGAGCAUUACUCGUCGGUGGAUCUCUACACCUGUUGAUCGUCCAACUAUAUCUGACCAGCCACGAGUGAACAUUGAGAAAGUAUUGGUCGAUCUAGUAAUUGAUGUACGAGAACAAAUAAGAAAGAUGUCAGCCAAUAAGGCAGUGGUUAAGAGUGUCGCUGAGGCUCUUACUCAGAUUGAGAACCGCAUCACCACAGUCCUAGAUACCCUCCCGUUUGAUGUUCCUCUUCCAGCACAACAACAUGAUGAUGUCCACCCUACUGCUUCCCACCGCCGUCCUGCCAUACGACGUCGUAUGCAUCAUCAUAGUCAGCCAUCUGCUUCCACAGAUACUGCCACAGACACAGAGCUUGUGCCAUCUACUACAGCAUCCACUGAGCCUGUGCUACCAAUCUGCGUUGCUGUCGCCACUGAGCUAGCUUCAUCCAGUCCUGUCUCCUCCACUCUGGAGUUGUUGCCAUCAACUUCAACUUCCACUGAGCCUUUGCAGCAGAUCCCCACUCCUGUUGUUGUAGAGCCUGCUUCAUCCUCUCUUGCUCCCCACAAUAUGGAGUUGACUCCAUCCACUCCAACCUGCACUGGUCAUGCACCACCCACCAUCACUUCCAUUGAGCCUAUUUCAUCCAGUCCUGCCCCAGCCCUUCUGGAGAUGGAGCCAUCCAUUUCAACCUCCAUUGAGCAUGCCAUGCUCAUACAUGCUCCUGCCACUGCAGAGACUACUUUGCCUGCUCCUGCGCCAACCAUUAUAGAGCUGGAGCCAUCAGUCUCAGCCUCCGUUGAGCAUGUUGCACCUGCCCUUUCUCUAGCUGCUGCAGAGGCUGCUUCAUCCACUCCUGCCUCUGUCAUUACUGAGACAGCAACUUCCACUCUACACUCUGCCGGGCCUGUGCCACCCAACCCUACUUCUUCUCCAGAGACUUCUUCAUCCACUCCUACCACUGUCAUUAUUGAGCCAGCACCAUCUACUCUGGCCUCAGCUGAGCCUGUGCCACCCGCUCCUGCUCCUGUUGUUAUGGAGCCUGCGUCAUCCCCUUUUGCCCCCGCCGUCACUACUCAACCUAUUUCCACCCCAAUUAUCACAUAUUCUACUUCACCCACUCCUGACCGUGUUAUCAAGGAGCCAGCACCAUCCACACUUGCCACCUCUAUGAUGGACGCAGCACCAUCAGUCCCCGCCCAUAUUGAGGCUCCAAGUGCUUUUUCUAUCCUUACUCAGGCUGUUCAGUCCCUUAUCCAGCAGGAUUCUCAGAAUGGUGAGGCUUCUAUGACUGCUAAAUGCAUGGAGGAGACCCAUGAAGUUAAGGCUAUUAUUGACCCUGUGAAAACAGAGGCUCAUGAAGCUAAUGCUCAUAUAGAGGGAGCGGAGGUGCAAAAGACAAUGGAUGUUAAGGUGCAGGAGGUUACAGAUAUCAAGUUCCAAGAGGCUCAUCAUCACAUGGAGGCCAAUGUGCAAGGAACCAAAGAGGGUCGUGAGGCUAUCCAUGGCCAUGGUCGUGUUAGAAGUUUUGUGAGGAAGAGGAAGAGGAGGGUCUAUCAACAAACCUCUUCUGCCCCAAACUGAAUUCCUGACCUUCGAACGGUUUCAUCUCUUGGAUGCCUCUGGUGGGUUCUUUAGGAACCUCUGGCCCUUUAAUCUGCCCCUCAUCAUUUUGGUCCUCGUCCUCCAGCACCCUGUAUAUUUGCCUCCGAAGUUCUUCAUGAGGAGUCCAGCCACAAUCUUACUGGAGGAUGUCAGGUUUCCUUUGGAAUGCAGGCUAUGUUUAGUGGUUUGAAUUAUUCUUGUAGGCUAAUGAAAAAAAAGUUUAAUGCAAUGGUUGCAUUAAACUUCGGAGGAAGACCACUCAGCCGAAGGAAGACCGUGCCGUUAAUAAUGUUGGUUGCUGAACUACAUAUUCAACUCUGGUGGAGUUAUAUGAUAGAAUUUAAAACUAUAAUAAGUUUAAGAGGUCCACUUAUGUUAUUAAUUUUGUGUAUCCAUAGUGUAUGAACGCUACAAAGGUAGUUGAAGAUCAAAGGUGCACAGAAUGUUGCCUCCUUCUAAGGUAAAUAUGACAAUUCUACUAAUUGUUCAAUUUAUCUUGUAUGGAAUGUGGAUGACUAGCAAUUUACUAGUAAAAAAUAUUUGUGAAGUUUCCAUUGUAGCUACAAUUAAAUCUGGUCUGAGUAUAAUACAUCCAGCUUAAAUUUUUUUAUGAAAAACUUUGGACUGUGGAGUUCAGGAUAAUUGCUAUAAUUAAUGGCAUGCAGUUUGAUCUGUGUUUAUCUGAAGCUCUGCCUACCUAAGCAUGCUUGGCCUUAAAUAGGUCUAGUGACUAUAUAGGAUCCUAUCACUUGCCACAAAUUGAUCAGGUGGCCUUGGAUAGGACCUACACUGAAUUUGAGUCUGCAUGACCAUUGCAAAACUAGUUGAAAUAAGCCUUUUCCAUGUUUACUUUUUCUUUGUUGCUGUAGAUUGAUGCCUGCAGUAGAUAUAUCACUAUUUGGAUUAGCAUGUUACAUGUGCAUACGUAACCAUCGUAUCUGUGAAAUAUAUUCUGCCAGAAAAUUUUAUUGCCUGACAUCUCUUGUUUGUAAAUGAUAUCCUGGUAGCAAGGAAACAGAUUGAUGUCAAUAUGUUGAGAUAAUUCUACAUUUGGACUUCAAGAUGAUUUAGAUAUUAUGUGCUUUGUUGGUAUCACAAUACAAUCAAUUUAGCAGCUUUUCUGUGGGAUCGCCCUCGUGUUCUGAUAUCCUUUCGAUUUGCAUGACUGCUUUCCGAUUAAGGUAUUUCUUGAGUUGUGCACAUGUUUUGUACUUAAUCGAACCUAUUAAUACAAUAUGAACAUUGACUAUAUCAAUGUUUUGAGUCUCAGUACCAGAAUCCGUCAGUAACUUAUUGAUAUCGGUCAGAUCGGUGCAGUGUGCCUCCCUUACCAACAUGUGGUAUGCUGCCGAAGUUGGCACAACAGCUGUACUAUGUGUCGGUCCAGCUGCGUACUGAGUCCUUGUACGUACUGAUGGCAUUCCAGGUCAGUUUGUUACACCUUGAACUGGCCGAUACAAGUUGGUACUUAAAACCAUGGGAUUUAUAUUUUCCAAUUUUGGCAGGUUAGGAUUGAUUUCCUUUUUUCCCACUUCAACCAAUGCAUUUUCAGUGCAUGCCUAUUGUAAAUGCUACCACCUUGCAUGAAUAUGGUAGUUAUGACUUAUGAUUGGAAUCUUUGAAUUGAGAAGUUGAAUUUGACAGUUACGUGCCAGCAGAUUCUCCUAGGAUUAUGUCCAAUUUUUUAGAAGACAAGAUCAAAGAAAGGUUUGGGCUACAUAGAAUAUGAGUAUGAUUUAUAUGCUUGCCUAUUAAAAUUUUUUAGCAGUUGAUUUUGAGACUGACAUGAUCUCCACAAAAAGCAAAGAUCAAAUCACAGAUUUUGUUUAUUGAAGAGCAAGACAACUGGGUAAUCAGAUCAAUUUUUUCUUGUUAUGGCAAAUAUGAUUGCUUGCUUGACUUUUACCUGUUGAUGCCAAACGCACAUAGGAUCUUGCAUCUGCUUGCAGCCCAGCAUCUAGAUGUUUAUAUAUCUUCUUUUGCUUCUAUGAUAUUUUUGAAAUCUCACACAUGCUUCUGUGAGCUUUCCUUUUCUCUCAUCACAAUGUAUCAUCAUGGUACAUUGACAUAUUCAUUCUUCAUAUAGAUAUGAAAAGAAUAAAUACAAUUCAAGUCUUUAUGAUCUGGGCUGGAAAAUGAUUGCUUGCUAAUAGUCCCUUUGAUUUUUUAAAGGAAAACUUUAGUGAUUUACUUGAUUCUUCCCCCUUACAUGUGUAUGUAUGGAAUGGUCUAGUCAGCUGUGGGGCUAAAAAGAGAUUGCUUGCUAAUAGUCUCUUUGAUUUUUUUUUUUAAGGAAAUCUUCAGUGAUUUGCUUGAUUCUUGUCCUUACAGAUUUAGGAUAAUUAAAACAUUAAUUAUAUUAGUGACAACUUAGGGCCUAUUCGGAUAAUCCUGUGGGAUUGGGAAUAGGAUUUCUGAUGCUAAAGUUAGCAAGCCCGGCCCAUAUCGACAUGAAGAUCACAUAGCAAAUAUUCAAUGGACUAGUUCGAGAUUGACCAAGACAGUGAUCUAAUUUCUUCUCGCUAGAUGUCUAAAUUAGACACCAAAGGUACAAUUAAACCAGAAAACUUAACUUCAAAUUCCUGUCCUAUUUUAUUCUAGAAUUUGUAAAUUUUGAAAUUUAAAUAGUUCUUUCUGUUAUCACAGCAUACACAUGUUGGGCACCUAGGCAGCCCCCACCUAGGUGCUUGGGCGACCUGGAUGCUAAGGUUUUGGCUAUUGCAUAGGUGCUUACGCUGACACAUAAAGACUGUUUGGUGCUCUGGCCAGUUUUUAACAUAUAUAUUUAUGACUUAGUAGCUUAAUCAGUAAGUUUGCUUGUAGUUUAAUUUAUGUUAGUCCGCGACUUUUGCUGUAAUAUUAGUGUUGUAUUUUUUUAAUAGUCAACCUGAAAUAGUUGGGAGAAGGUUUCAUUAAGGUUAUAUCUUUCAAUAAGUUUAGAGAAACUAUAAGUGCAUUCUCCUAUUUGAACAAAUGAACUUACCUUAAUCAUGGCAUGUACAAAACUUAAAACAUGUAGCUUCUGUACCUUUAUCAAUGUAUGAUGCUUUUAAUAAGUUUACCUUAUCUGUAUUAAACAUACAUUCAUGUUCUUAAAAUAUCUACGUAUAUGUGAAACUAUAAGUUAUAAUAUACAAAUUUAAAGAAUUAUUAGGUUUAUCUACUUCCAGUUACCCACUUGACAACAUGGCAUCCUGCUCAGGUGGUUUGCCAAUUUAAUGCAUUAUAAUUGCUAUUGUGUGAAAACCUUCUAGUGUUGUUUUAUGGCCACAAGUUGCUGCAGAUGUCAUGUGCUGAAUAAUUAUGUUCGCUGCAUGUGCCAGUAUCCGGUUAUUGUAACCACCAAGCCUAAUCACAACUAUUUGUAUUUAUCUGUUUAAAAAUAUCACAACCUUUGUGGUGUAAUUUUUUCAACUUCCGUUUUCCCCUUUGGUGAGCAAUUGGCCAUAUUAUAAUAGAUAGUUCUCAGAAGCCUCACUUAGGAAUUAGGACACAAGUUGGGGUAAUGUCGAUCUGAGCUGUGGACAUAGCCCCACUUGUAUUGGUUUACAUCCACAUUUGGUGUGACAAGUGGAGGAAUUGCCAUGUCAGAUAUGUAUUCAUGUGUAUACAGCAUUGCUUGUGACUGGGAAGUAGAUGACUUUGUUCUACUAUUGGCAAUUGCAAUCAGUUUCUUCAUGUAAGAUUUGAUGAUUACCAAAGCUUUACAGAUUCAAUGCCAGAUUUGCGUAAUAUACUGACACAGUAGGAAAGGAUGAAAGGGCGAUUUGAUCGUCGAGAUUAAUAACACACAAAUAGAAGCAUACUAGAUUGAAGAAUCCUUCAUUUGGUGAAGGAAAUUCUUCCAAAGAAAUUUUACUAUAGUGUAUUAGACGCAUAUAUAGGACAUGACCUCUAACCCUAAUUCGGGCAUUAAAUUCGGUACAUAAUCAUACUCGACAUAGGAGUCAAAAAUAAGGAAAUAUGUCGGAACUAUUCUACUACAAAUAUAGAAGCCCGACUAAAAUUCGAUAUCCAAUGAAAAAUUUAUAGGAAAUAAAUUAAAUGGUUGCUUGUUAAAGCCUUCGCCCAUGAAUCUGUUGGCUCCUGUGAAGGUUGGCAUGGUCCCGUUGGUCAUAGUACCUAUUGGCUGCAUCUAGUGCUACAUCAUAUAUUGAUUGGAUUAUAAUUAAAAUGGAGCUAAUCUGUUUAUACGAUUUAGUUGUUUGUGAUGAAACGUUGAUUUUCUGCCUCAGAUAUUAAACUGCAUAACUGUAAUGGAAGUUGUGAGAUUAGACCUUUUAAAAUAGUCAUUUACUGAGAAUCAUAGCUGCAUGCUUAAAAAUGCUGGUUGCUGAAUGUUUCAAUUUUGAAAAGGGAGACUAGAUUAAAGUGCAGCUGAAGGGAUUACCUACUGGGUCUCAAUUGAAUGAAAGCUAAACCUUCUCAUGCAUGUUAUUUAUUUUACUGACUUACCAUGAAAUCACGAUACAUACCUAUAUCAUCAUAGCUUUUAAGUUUCUUAUUUUAUUUUUCUGUCAGACCAGUUCUCAUUUUAUUUAUCUCGGACAUUAUAAUGGGGAUCAAGACUCCUUUUGGGAUGAGGGCAUCUUUUGCCAAGAAGUUCAUCCCCAUAACUUUAAGCCAAUGCACUUAUUCUUAUCAAUAUGAAGAAGAGAUGGUGUUGACUUUUGGCUGCCUCCUGUUAACAUAGUUUGAAAGGCACCACUGAGGAUUCAUGUGUUAUUGAUCUGAAACAAGUUAUUGUGAUUGUGCUUUUAAGUUCAUUUUGUAGUUUUCUUUAGACUAGUUGCAAAGAUCCACCAUAUGAGCUAGUCUCUAGAACUGCUGAAAACUUUCAGCAGAUGCAUGUUAAGAAGUUAGAUAAUGUUCCUACAGGAUCUGCAACUUUUGCAUUCUGUCGAACAGUUCUGUUCCCUGGAUUUGUUGAUGUCAGUGAUAAACAAAUGAAGACUGGAAUUUUGAAUUUGAAAGCAGCGUCGCUAUCUGGAACCUUCACAACUGGACAGCAAGGGACAGUUAGCAUGAGGCAUGAUCACGAGUCCUAGGAGCAUGCAGAGUCUUCUGAUGAAGGAACUAAAAAGAUGGAUCUACAGAUGCUCCUCCAGCAAAAUAAUAUUUUGAUGAUGAAUAUGAAAGGGUUAGGUAAGAGGGACACGAGAUCUUCAAAAACUUUCCUAUGUAAUUCUUUUGAGGAGAAUCAAAGUGUAGGGAUGAUGCACCCAAAAAUAGAGAGAAUGGUGGUCAGACAUAAGCAUUUCAUCUCCUCAUAGAAGUGAGUACUAAAACAGCUCUGAAAGUUUUUUAAGUCCAGCAGGUCGCAUUGGAGCUCCCCUGGAGAAAUUUGUUAAGGUGGUGUGCUAGUUCAUGAUUUGAGUUUGGAGAUAGCGCCUAAAGUAUCAGAAAUCUGACCGACAGUAUUGACCUGGUACUCAUAGUGCUAAUGGUACUCUUCAAACAAGAAGAGCUCGCUGAUGGAACCGGCAGGCAGUGCUCGAUAUGGUAUCCAAACUCUGUAGUUCUUAUGGUGUACAACAAAAGGCAGAACCAUCAAUGGAUCAUAAUCUGCAUGGAAGACGAUCAUAAUCGGAUGCAUGCUGCUGGUAUUGCACAGAACAGAAGGCCAAGAUGAGCCAGUCGGUGAGGAGCAGCUGCAUAGAUGAUAAAUGAAGCAUUUGAUUGUUUCAUGAUGCAGCUAAAACUGCGUAUCCCUUUUGCCGCAUAUGCUACCUGGUGAGCUGUAGUCAUCUGGACUAGCUUGGAUUCCUGAAGGACUCUUCUACUGGUUCACUGUGAUCUUGCUUUUGGUUGACAGCCCUCAUUCAGGCAUGCUUUUAUGGUCAGCUUAAAAACUGCGAUUGCACUAUAUGUUUAUUAUCUUUGCAGUUGAAUCAAAGAAGCUGUUAUUACGUACAUGUAACUCAAAGAAGCUGACAUUCUGUGGGAAAAGUUGGCUCUAUUGUUCAGUAGCCUUGAAGGCUGAAGCUGUAGGUUUCUGUUGAACUUAUCUAGAUUUAUACCCCGUUAUGCCUCAGACCAUUUUUCAGCAUAUUUCGAGGCCCUACAUCUUCACUUGUAUCUUGUGCCAAAUGCUUUGAUGCUUUCACAUUCAUCUUGGAAAUUUUGAAACCUCUCUGCCGGCAGAAGGGCCGAGGAGAGAAGGUGCCAAUUGGAACCUCUUCUGUGUGUUGGAUAUUUCUGCUGCAGUCAAUUUGGAUCGGACGAUGCUAAUUUGGUGCUGGUUUCAGUAGCCAUACACUUGACUUGCUAGAAUCUGUAGCAUCUGUGAAGCUUUUUCUCGUAUCUUAAUAUGAAUUAGUUCUGCAGGGGAGAAGAGCCUGCUAUCUAAUGCAGCAUUAUGAAUAAAUGCUUGCCCUAGACUGUAAAUAUGGAGCACAUGAAACAAUAUACAUAAGAGUAAUACAUAGUACACCUACUCUUACUUGAUUUAUGCAACACCAGCCUACAUUUACCCAAGUCGUCACCUUAGCUUUAUGAGUUUGACUACGAAAGGGUGUUGAAUUGGAGGUUUUGUAAAGAACGGUAUUACUAAUACCAACACUAACAAGCAUCGAUCCUAGUUAAGCA
Messenger RNA from Phoenix dactylifera (date palm), 9673 nucleotides. RefSeq lists its product as uncharacterized. Lineage: Eukaryota; Viridiplantae; Streptophyta; Magnoliopsida; Arecales; Arecaceae. Gene Ontology annotation, biological process: meristem maintenance; meristem development. The record is from RefSeq and is a predicted model, not a curated record.